GUGCCUGAACCCAUUUCCCUCCUUCUUUUAAUCUGUUUCUCUUACCGGCUGGGGGGACUUCGUGACGGUUGUUCAUUGUCUCAACAUGACUGACCCUGUCCCGGUUGCCCGCUCGCUGGGCGACAUCUACACCUCGGAUGCGUUGCCAAUACAGACCAAGCGAUGGAGCAAUCUGCUUUCCCAGUUUGAGUCCAUUUACGGACACUCGCCCGAGUUCGUCUCGCGAUCACCAGGCCGGGUCAACAUAAUCGGGGAGCACAUCGACUACUCACUGUACUCGGUGCUGCCCAUGGCCAUCACGGCCGAUGCGCUGCUUGCUGUGUCGAUCGACCCUUCACCAGCCACGAGCAACACUUUCAGGGUUCAGAUCGCCAACGUGCAGAGUGACAAGUUCCCCUCACACGAGUUCGACAUCCCAUACGACAGUGUAGAUAUUGAUGCCACUGUGCAUGAGUGGACAAACUACUUCAAGUCCGGGCUGCGUGGUGCCCUGGAGCUCCUCCGCAAAAAGCACGGGGCGGAUUUCAAGCCCAAGAGUAUGAAGGUUUUGAUGGACGGCACCGUUCCUGCUGGGGGCGGCUUAAGCUCGAGCGCAGCGUUCGUCAGCGCCAGCGCCCUGGCCGUAAUGGUCGCGAAUGGGGAGCAGACUGUGGACAAGACCGAGUUGACUGAGCUGGCCAUUGUGAGCGAGCGUGCAGUCGGUGUGAACUCGGGAGGAAUGGAUCAGUCUGCGUCUGUCUUGUCCGAACGUGGCUCGGCCCUUUUCGUCUCUUUCACACCCUCACUCGGGUCGCGCCCGGUCUACUUCCCCAAGACGAACCCGGAGUUAACGUUUGUCGUCGCCCAAUCGUUCGUCACGUCUGACAAGUUCGUUACCGGGCCAAUCCAUUACAACCUGCGGGUGGUUGAGUGCAGCAUGGCCGCCGCGUAUCUCAAUGCGGUCCUCAACCCACCCGGCACCGUCCUUCCCAGUGACGCCAGCCCUCUGGGUACCAGCCUGCACGGUUUUCAUGAGACCUACUUCGCCCUGCAGGAACAUGCCAGCGGGGCCACUACAAGCAAAUCUGUCCCUGACCAGCUUGCCGAGCUGGUGAACCUUGUCAAGCAGACCCUGACCAAAGAGGAGGGUUACAACCGCGAGGAAGUUGCUGCCGUUCUGGGUAUCCCGGUCGACGAGCUCAACGCGAAAUUCACCUCACGCUUCCCCGUCCGCGCCGAGCGGUUCAAGCUGCGUCAGCGCGCGCUGCAUUGCUUCAACGAGGCUCUUCGUGUGCUCGAGUUCAUGCGCCACCUCGAGACGACGCCGUCUGGGGACGAUACGACGAGCUACAACGAAUAUCUCGGCUCCCUGCUUGACAAAUCCCAAGCUUCCUGCCGCGAUAUCUACGAAUGUAGCUGCCCUGAGAUCGAUGCGCUCUGUGCCAUCGCCCGCGAGGCGGGCAGCUACGGCAGUCGGGUGACUGGUGCUGGUUGGGGCGGAUGCAGCGUUCAUCUCGUGCCUGCCAACAAGGUGGCGGCUGUGCGGGAAGCUUGGGAGAGGGAGUAUUACAGCAAACUGCAGCUGACUGAGGAGCAGAAGGAGGCGGCUGUGGUGGUGAGUCGGCCGGGAAGCGGGAGCGCCUUGUAUCUGGUUAAGGGGGGAGUUCUGGCUUGAUGGUGCCUAGCAGAGGAUCUCAAAAGGAUUGUUAUUCCGUCGAUGCCAGUUAACUUUGUGGACAUAAGUCAUCGUUUCCAUACCACCCUGGCCGCCGCUUAUCUGGA
Messenger RNA from Chaetomium strumarium, 1761 nucleotides. RefSeq names its product ribosomal protein S5 domain 2-type protein. Gene Ontology annotation, molecular function: ATP binding; galactokinase activity. NCBI's taxonomy places the organism in Eukaryota, Fungi, Ascomycota, Sordariomycetes, Sordariales, Chaetomiaceae. Gene Ontology annotation, biological process: carbohydrate phosphorylation; galactose metabolic process. The record is from RefSeq and is a predicted model, not a curated record. Bases 86 to 1654 code for a protein of 522 amino acids. Gene Ontology annotation, cellular component: cytosol; cytoplasm. The transcript has 2 exons.